AUGGAGGUGAAAUUAAGCGUGCAAGAAGUAAUACACAACAUUUUCGAAGAUUAUGACAGUCAAAACAUGCAAAAAAAUCACGAAAAUCACUCAGAAGAACUUGGAAAAGAAGGACAAUGUUUAGUAGAGCCUGGGAUAUCUCGCUUGCUGUAUGGAAGAAGCAUAAAUGCUGGUGUAGUGUACAAUCAGGAAUCGCUAUUAUGGCUUGAAGCGAUUUUUAGACGAUUGGCUAGUCGUAGGGGUAUUCGAAGGCCUCAUUACUCUGAGAUUAGACGCCAUAUACCCGUGGAAAUGUUUAUUGUCUUGACCCGAACACUGGAAAAGGCUCAAAGUCCUAUGUUUAGUGAACCAAGGUGUUAUAUAGCAACAAACGCAAAGGGAAUUGUUGUUUCUUUCACCUCACUCGAAUCUGUGCAAUUAUUUCCCGCAUUGCUAAGCAAAAGAGAAGUUCUCGGCUACCUAGGAAGAAAAUUGUCCAGCAGACGAAAAGAUUAUAUCACCAAAUUGCUGGUAUCCCCCACAAAGGAUUUUGCACUAGCAUACAGUUUUAAAAAGGGACUGUUAAUAAUUUCAUUCUAUUUUGGUGAGUGGAAUGCCCAUGGGUUUCCUCAACACAGCUGCGAACUGUAA
Paramuricea clavata is the source of this 630-nucleotide messenger RNA. The record is from the annotation of a GenBank genome assembly. NCBI's taxonomy places the organism in Eukaryota, Metazoa, Cnidaria, Anthozoa, Malacalcyonacea, Plexauridae.